CAAAAAACCACUGGAUGGCCUCACAUACUUAGAAAUGGCUGGGACAAACACUACUUUUCUGUUCUAAAACUUCUCACUGCAGAGGAUAACUUGAACUUUAGAGUCACAUGAUGAAGCCAUAGGUUUGCUAAGCAUGCAACGUGUAUGGUUUGAAUGACUUAAGCCCAGUUCCUGUUUCCUUUGCAGAACUGUGUGUUUUUGUAGUCAGCCAGCGCCUGGACUUUUCACCGUUAUUUACAGCAGCUGAAGGAGUGAUUGUAAUACAUACAUGCUGCUUUCUGCAUAAAUAAAAAGGGCUGUAUCCUCCGAACAGUAAUUAUAUUUCGUCUGUCUUUACAUAGAGUCUCAGUCAACUGUAUCUGGGGAACACGUUUUUAAAAAGUUCCAACUCGGUUACACGGAGGCAAGCAGUGGACAGCAGGAGGGAUGGCUUCUCAAAACAUGACGUGGCUCAGCUACCCGAGCAAGAACUUUGCUUCCACCUCCCCAGAAGAAAUCGAAGCGUUCAUAGCAUCUCAGAACAUCAUUUCCAGACUCAUGCACUGCUACAUCGCCUUUUUUGUGCCCACGGGAUUAACAGCUGGCAUAUGCAUUUUGAUUGUUUUCAUAAAGAAUUAUUUACAACACAAAAGCAUGGAACAAUUAGACUUACUGCUUCUGCACUUCACCAUCAGCAAUAUCAUAAUGAUUUUUUUAUCACUUACGGUCAUUCCUAGACCUGACUACUUAAAAGCAACCCGCCUUGCAUGUAGCGUCCUGUCCUUUUUUUUCAACUUCAGUUAUUUCAAUUCUCAGUAUGUUCUGCUUUUCAUACUUCUCAUACUAUUACUCAAGAGAUUUCUGCCAAUGACUGCUCUCUGCAAAGCAACCCAAAAUCCCGUAUCGUGUGUAGCAUUCGUACUUAUAUACGCCUUCUGUUUGUCACUGACCGAAGCAGUACUGGUUGGCACGGAUAACUACCACGUGGAAACAGAGUGCCAGUCUGAUCCAUUAUUUGCACGGCCUGAGUAUGAGAUCAUUAAAUUCACCUUUGGAUUUGGAAUCCCAGCAUUUCUUCAGAUACUCUCCUUUAUCGUCCUUUUUGCUAAAAAAGCACCUGCUGAAGCUGAAGACUUAUGGCAGCACAUUCGUACGUACACCGCUGUGUUCAUUAUAAGCAUAACAAUAUUUAUAUGCCAUCUAUUUUAUAACGUUAUGAUUCUCUUCAGGACAACAUUAAAAUUACAGAAGAGCAUUGGAACUCCAACGAAUGAGCUCAUGAUGAAUAUUGCAGAAAUAGUAUUGUUCUCCGAGAGCUGUGCUACUUUGGUAUUUAUACUUUGUUUUCACAAACCAUGUAAGGAGAGAAUACUUCAAGUCAUACACAACUGCCGAAGGAGAAAUACCACCCACAAUCACCUUGAAAUACCAGUAGCCUACAACCCCUGAAAGAACAUCUCAGUAAUAGUUGCUGUUCUAAGAACUGUCAAUCUACUUUUUUUCCUUCUUCUUCAUGAAGGAAAACUGUGUCCUUCUUUAGACCCUGAACUUGAACUAUCUUAUAGCUAGCAGCAUCACAGGAAAAAUAUCUUCAGCCUAGCAUUUGCAGUUAUCUCUGAGAAGGCAUGUAGGGAUAGUUGUGGGGUUUUUUGUCCAUAAAUGUUUUUUAAUCUCCUAUAUUCUGCGAGUGUUACUUCAAAGGUGAACAGAAGGAAAAGUACUGUUGCCAUACAAGUCUGCUUUUGUAAUAGCACUGAUGCCUUGAUAAAGAUGCAAACAAAAACAUAACCAAAGGCAACUUUGAACAAAGGUAAAAAUCUGCAGCCAAAACAUUUUCUCAGGUGUGCUUCCUCCUUGGACUGGGAUUUCUUGCCCUACAAACUAAUCUUAUUUUUUAACGCCGGUUAGUUCCAGUAGCAACACCAGGGAAGUAUGGUUUGAGCCCAUUAUAAUCCUGAAAUAGUUUGCGAUACUGUAAAUAUCACUGCUUGCUUGGGAUAUAUACACAUCCAUACACAAGAUCGAGCAUUCCUUCAUUUUUUCCAUUUUCCUCUUCUAUGUUUGUUGAAACCCUGAAGGUUUUUAUCUGAAUUAUUGUGCCAAAAAACCCCACGCUCAAAUUAAUGGAAACUGCUAGUCCAUAAAGAAAAGCUUCGGGUCUUUUCUGAGGCACUGAACUGGAAAGAUCGACAGGAUGGCUAAUUAAAACUUUGUGCAAGAAUGAAAGCUUUUUGUUGAAGUAUGCUCAGCUUCAACUUUGCAUAAAGACUUUAAGCAAUUAUUGAUUUAAGCCACUCUUGAUGAGUUCAUUCAGAGGUGUAAGGUCCCAUGCCUUGAAGAGUCACAUUCAAUAAUAUCCUAACUAAAAAAUGAGAAAAGCCAGGCCCAGAACAGCAGAACUGCUUUUAAAAAGGCAAACAAAACCAGAACCCCAGAUCUAGACACAAAUCAAGGCUCUGAUGGAGACAGGAUAGGAACAUUAUACAUCUACAUGAGAAUUUACAGGUCAGUGGUGCAAAGUGGUGAAAAAAAAUCCAAAUCAGAGAAUGAAACAGCUGCUGCAGUUUUGGAAUUCAGAUGUAGCCCUCCAUAUGUAGUCGCCAGUGCAGGCUGAGACUUAGGUGCAAAGUUUUAAAUGGUGGCUUUGAGCAUGUUGUUUGUGACACAAAUUGGCCAGGAGCCACCUUAGAUAUUUGGCUUCAGUUUCAGCUUUUCCUUUCAUGGAGGAGAGAACAGAAAUGACAGGGAAGGCACAAAAUUGUGCUAGAUCUUGGAUACAGAUGUAGACUUGGAUUGCAAGUCUUAAAAAAAAAAAAAGCACAGUGAUGUAUUGAGCAAGGCUCAAGGGACCUGAAGGUGUUUUUUUGGUGAUUUUUUUUCUAAAGAAAAAAAACACUGGUGCUUAAAAUGCAUACCUUUGUAUAGCAUUCAAGAGUACAAGAAUAUACUUGAUUAAGCACGUCACGUGGAUGCUAAAGGAAAUGAGAGAUUUUAUAGCAAUUGUGUGCUUUGGAAAGCCUUCUUGAUGGGGUCCAGAUUUGUGUGCAGUUGGUGCAAAUUGGCAUGGGUUGUCUGAGAUAAGAGACCAGUGGGCCAUGGUCUACAAAGAGGAACACCUUCUGUAAAACAGCCAGGUGGGUAAAUGGAAGACUAAAGGACAUUUUACCCCAUAAUGAUAAGGUAUAUAUAUGGAAUUAGUUUUAGAUAUUCAAGUCCAGAAAUUUAUAGAUGGUGACUAUCACAGGAAAACAGAGGGCAAUAGUCUCACUAUGACCAUAAGGACCAGUGUUUCUGCAAGAUGUACGUAUCAACUGGUGAAAUGUCUGCACUGCAUUGUCAGUCUGUUUUCCUGUUCAAUUUUGUUCUGCUGCCAGCACAAACAGAUGGAUAACUAAGGAACACUCCGUAUUAGACCAUUAUUAGAACCUGGUUGAAAAGGAAAUGCGUAGAUCAGAACCAUCUCUUCAAGAGUCAACUUCAUAGAUGUGCAAGGACUUCUCAGCUGACAUCAGAGGUUUCAUUUCUCACCUGAGAAGAGGGAGAUGAAACAACAUGGACCAAACACCAGCCCUGCCAAAAGAAGUUUGAAGAGAGGAGUUGUUAGAGCAGCACGUCAGCAAAGAAAGCCCACAGACUGAGUGACAGAGCAUGUCAAAAGAUCUCCUGUCAUGGAGACAAACAGAGUCCUUUCUGGAUGGUGGGUUAUAGUGUCAUAAAAAAAUCUCUUCAUACAAUGAAAAGACCAACUUAAUAGGAGAAAACAAAGGUAAUCAGGAGAGAAGAGGUGGACAAGUGUAACAAUAAUCCACACUGUUAUGAAUACCUGAUUUUACAAACAUUUCUGUAUUGCUAUAAUUCUCGAUAAACUUACACAAUUCCCAUUAAAAUUCAGGACAAUGAACACGUAGUCCUAGAGAAGACUGACUUUGAUUCAGCAAGAAUACGAGGGCAGACACCUCUACAUGCAAUAGGAAAGGAACAGAAGGAAUCCCAAAAAAGCUUUAUAAAAUGGUCAAAUUUGAAGUAGAAGAGCAGCUUUGAGUAAGAUUAAAAGUAAUUAUUUUUAAAUUAUUAGUAAGUUGAAAUGUAUUUUCUAAGAACAAAAUAAGAUCUGACCACUCAAAUUUCUUUCUAUCUAUACCAGCAACAACUUUGUUGACCAAUUUCUUCCAGGCUUCACCUAGCUUUGACCAGUACGUUCUGGAAGAAAUAGAGCAUGUGAUUUUUACAGGCAUGCUGUCAAAAUUAACUAAUGCCAUAUACCGGAAAAUUCAAAUAAGAGUAUUUUAUUUCUGUACCAGUAACAUUUGUAUCUAAGAUGGGCUCAUAUGAAAAAAAAACACCUUCCGUUCAGAAAAAUAAGAGAAAUGAGCAGACUGCUGAAAUUUAAGCACUGAAUUUCUGAAUUGGUAAUGAGUUUUGGAAAGGAACAUGUAGAGACUAAAGACUCAUCUUUGCUGAACCAGCUGGCUCAAAUCUGAUCUGAUCCCAUUGCAAAACAACAUCUGAUCUGAAGAGAGACUGGAUUUGCACUUGAAUCAUAACUUUAUCUGCUAUACCCCUAUGCGUGUUAUUAAGUCUAGCCUCAGAAGCAUUCAAAUUUCAAACUUACAGACCUGGAAAGGGCUGCAGCAUUAUUUAGCUUGAUUUUGGGGUAGUUACAGAUUUGGAGUAGAGUUAAAACUCAAGAAAAUUAUCCAAAACAAAUACAGUAUACAAUAUUUAUACUAUAUAUGUUGCACAACAAAUUGAUUCACUAAAUAACUGUUAUGAAAUAGUAUGUUUUGCUUCCUUGGCACUGUAAUUCUUAUUCUCUCAUCUUGGAGCAGCUAGUGGCAACUGCAGCGACUCUUUCAUCUGGGCAACUAGAGAGGUGAAGUGUCCAGCAAGGGACUGCCAGACUCAACUACCGGAGUCAGAAAGGAUUGCUGCUUUCUCAGUUUUAUUUAUCACAUCUGGACAGAGACUGAAGACCUAUGAUGAAAGUCCUUCACUUUACAAUGCUUUGUGGUCCAAUUUCAUAAAAUUUGAGUGCCUCUCCCACCCCCAAAGCAUUUUGCAAUAUACACUUUAAGAGAAAUAAGAAGGUUUUACCAGAAUAGUUUGAAUGGGUACAGGUGGUGUCCCUGCAAAGAAAAGGCUGAACUUUUAAAAAUUAUUUUUAGUAAGAAAAACACAUUCUCAGAAUUACUGGCAACGGAAAAGACAAAAAAAAAUACACCCUAUCCAAGGUUUUCUGCAGGCAUAGAACACAAUUACUUGUUCCAACUCAAGCUAAGCUUGAUUAUUUGUAAGAAAGGGGGAGUUACUGAGAGUGGCUGGGAUAAAAUACCAGAGUGCUCUAGAAGAGGGUAACAGGCCCAGGCAGAAGACGUCAUUCAGUAGCUGCAAAAGGUCAGAGCUGGUAUCCAUGCUAGCAGAAAGAUGAGAGAGAUUUUCGGAGGUGGAGAUCAAUCCACUUGUACAACUUCAAGAACAUUACAACUGCAUCCAUAUGUCCUCUGGAGAUAAUUUCAGCAGAAAUACUGAUACCGAUCUUAUUUCUUCUGCACACGGUUGCCUUACACUGUAAAGCUCUCCAACAUAAUUUUAAAUCAUACCUCUUUCCUCUUUGAUGCUAUACAGUACCUUACUUUUUUUCCAGCUUUCUACAUCCCGGCUCUGAUCUAGUCUCUCCUGGAAUCAACAGUUUCAGUCCAAUUCGUAGCUCUUCCACACCUCUGGCAGAAUUUAACACCUCUUAAAUCCUACAGGCCUAAUCCUACUUACUUACCACCCUGCUGGAGGGCUACCGUGUAACCAGGGUCAAGAGGUAUGAUGUGCUGGACAUCUGACGUUGUUCUUCCUACGCUCACCUCCUUCCUUCUUCCUCAGCUGUCCUGCUCUUUUUUCAACACAGCAGUCAGCCCAUAUGUUGAAGAUUGCUAAAUUAUGUAGAGUAUCUUACAUGAUACCCCAUUUUAAGCCUUUUGGUACACCUAUGUACAUCUCUGCUGAUUACACUACUGUUCCUUAAACACCCUAUAGUGUUUAUUGAGGCAUAUAGUGUUGGGGAAGUUGACCACUACAGAUUUAAAAUUUAACUGCUAGGAAAAAAAAAUAAAUUAAAUGCUGGAUUAUUGCAUUCUGACGUGAUAUGAAGGCUAUCACACCAGUUGCUUUCAUUGCAUGUUCUCAGCAACAAUCAAGAUAAGGUACGACAAGGCGGAACUGUAAUAUUUAAUGCUGUCACAACUGCAGCUAAAGAUGGAUCAUGAAGGCAUUCAUUAUGAAGUCCCACAGAAUAUCAGCAAAUGACGGGAAGAAAAGAGUACAAUGUUCAGCAGCUGCUAAAAUUUGUUUUCAGUAUUUUAUGACCCUUUUCAAUAUGGAAGUGGUGAACAGUGAGAUUAAGAUGGAUUAAUCAGUAACAAUAACUUGCCUGCAUAAACAAGAACCUGGAGAUGUUGUCAUCUGUUUUAGGAAACAAAAUUCAGAGAAUUCACAUGAUCGUCUCAUAAAAUAUUUAGUGAAAUACACAACUCACUAAUUACCAUAUAGUAAUAGUAGAUUUGGUCUCAUAUUAUGCUUCAUAGUUCUAUUAGCGGGAAAAACAGCUACUUUUGGGCUCUUUCAAAUGAAAAUUCCCUUCCCAUUCUUGAAGUACGGCAAAAUGACACAUUUCUUGUCAUGAAUUCAAACCAGAAAAUUAGCACUCAUAACAGAAUUAUACAUUUUCAUAGCAAACCAGCCACUACUCACAGCUCGAAAAACAAGGACAGACAGAGCAGCUGAUUACCAAAUCCACCCCCCCGUAAUUACAAGCAACUAACACCCAGAAGCCAAUAUUACACAUAAAGAAAAAUAAAAAUCCUUCUGGCCCUUACAAGAUCAGUGAAAGCUCUGAAGGGCAGAAUUAAGUAGAGCAAAACCACAUGAUCAACAAACAACAAUAAAGACUCUUUAUAUCUCUCUUCUUAUAGAAGAUAAAUUCAAAAGACAGAAAAAAAUAGACCAUCAAAGCUGGUAUCACAAGAUUUUCUAACAUUACAGUUAUUGCAGUCCCAUAACCCGAUGAUGUUUGUACACUUCUCAAACCAAAACACUUGAGGCCCUCUGUCUUUGUUAUCCUGUUUAGAAAGACUCCACAAGGCCAUCCACUGACACUCCAAGUCUAUGCAGGAAAUCCUUACCCAGCACAGAUUUGCACAAACUUUCUUUUAAGUUAGUAAGAUUUACUCCCAAACUACUCAUGAAGCAUCAUCGUGUCCAAACACCUUCAGAAGCACUUUCAGCAACACUGUCAAAACUCCUGUGGACAACACAUUGCAAGAAAACCAGCAAAUAAAGCAUGGCUCAAUGGCACCAGGAGGCAAAGUACCCUCUUUUCCCACAGCCACUUGGGUGAGAACUUUUUCUUCGCUCUUCUAUGGAUGAGAUCUUUUGUAACCUAAAGUGUUUGAUCAUGGUAACAGAUUUAAUGCAUCCAUUAUAAGGGCACACUAGUUGUUUACUCCACACUGCCGAAACUGUAACAUCGGUUUCCUGAAAUCUGAAUUGCUGAGAUCCCAUUCAUCUUUUUCCAGUAGCAGAAUACUGCACUGAAGCACAGCAUUAAUGGCACUUAACAUUAAGCUACCAGAUAAAUAUAAUCAUAAAAAAUAAAUUCAGGCAUACAAAAUAUUGCUCUUUCGUGAGAGAAAUGAAUUUGCUUUCCAUUUUAAGAACUCUAGCCACCAGUAGGUGGUGUUUCGGGAAAUGUCAAGCACUUCUUUUCCCCUACAGAUGAAAUACACAACUCCACCUGCAACACUGGUGGCUUUAUGCAAGACUGAGGCUCCACAUUCUCUGCAAAAUAAGCUUCUUUUAUCCAUGUGACUUGGAACUGAACAAUCCUAAGAAGCGACAAAGAUGUGUACCUGAAAAUUUAAAUACGAACAGGCAAAUGGGAUCACCUUCAAGGUGGCAUUCACUGCAGCUCUGCACACCUAAAGGCAAGUUUUCCCUGCCACGGCCGGCCAAGUUGACACAUGCAUUAAGCGUGAAGCUGAGCAAGAACCAGCCUUCUGCUGUCCGGAGGAAAAUCAGCUCUGGAAAAAUGGAAUUAAGGUCCAAGGAUGUUCAUUGAUUAUUAACAGAAAACAAAUGGAGCUAAUAUUCUACUAUCUUCUACCCUGCGUGAAGGAACACUGUUGGUGAAAAGCCUUUUUUAAAGAGAUCCAAGUACCAUUAUGGUAAAAAGAUUCCCUACAUGAUCUUAAGGCAUAUAGGAAUGGCAAGCUCUCUCAUUUGCAAUGUAUAUAGUGGCCUGUAAAAACAAAAUUAAGAAAUUUACUUUUUGUACUGUCACAUUUCAGUCAAUUUCAAGUAUAAUUAAUUUGGCUUCUCAAGAACUUUAAUUUCCUAUACAAAAGUGUUUCUUUUUCCAUUCCAAUCAAAAUGCUUACAAUGAACUUCUUUGAAAACAUCAAAAAAUCCGAUUUUUGGGGCAUUACUACCAAACUGUGAGUACUGUUAUCUUUUGCACAGAUACUUUAAACAUGGAAACUUACUCUGCCUCGCUAUCACCUGUUAUAUGCAACAGUACAACUUUUAACCUAAACGGAUCGCAUUUGUGUAAUGAAAGCCUAUCUUCCAGAUUAGCUGAUAAAUCAGAACACCAACAAUAUGUUAUUGGUCUUUUCUUAUCGUGUCUUUACACAAUAUUCCUUUUUCCUAUUGGUUUUGUAGGAAACAUUCUGAUACUGGUUGUGAACAUAAGCUUUCGUGAAAAAAUGACUAUUCCAGACCUUUACUUUAUAAACCUUGCAGUAGCUGAUCUCAUUUUAGUUGCUGAUUCUCUCAUUGAGGUUUUUAAUCUUGAUGAAAAGUAUUACGAUAUCACUAUUAUAUGUACCUUUAUGUCUUUGUUCCUUCAGAUCAACAUGUAUAGCAGCAUUUUCUUUCUGACAUGGAUGAGUUUUGACAGAUACAUAGCACUGGCAAAAGUAAUGAGGUCCAACAUAUUUCGCACUAUGCAACACGCUAGAUUAAGCUGUGGUCUCAUAUGGAUGGCGUCUAUUUCGGCAGCACUAGUUCCGUUUACAGCUGUGCACUUACAACACACCGGAGAGGUCCAUUUUUGUUUUGCAGAUGUAAAAGAAAUCCAGUGGCUAGAAAUAACCUUGGGGUUUAUUAUCCCCUUUGUGAUCAUCGGUCUUUGUUACUCAUUAAUUGUCCGAGUUCUUAUAAAAGCACACAAGCACAGGAGUCUUCGUCUGCGGCGACAAAAGGCUCUUCGGAUGAUUUUCGUUGUCGUCUUGGUUUUCUUUAUCUGCUGGCUACCUGAAAACGUCUUCAUUAGUGUUCAGCUUCUCCAGAAGAAAAGCGAGCCUGUCUCUUCGAGCAGCCCAUCUUUCAGACACGAUUAUCCCUUAACAGGACAUAUUGUGAACCUAGCAGCUUUUUCUAAUAGCUGUUUGAACCCCUUAAUUUACAGUUUUCUAGGGGAAACCUUCAGAGACAAACUGCGACUGUACAUUGAACAGAAAACCAAAAUGUCAACGCUGCAUCGCUUUUGUCAGGCUGCCUUAACGUCUGUCAUUCCUGACAGUAACGAGCAAUCGGAGGUUUGAUUUAGCAGUGGUUGUAGAAAACAUACAACUAUGAAGUUGUGCAAAUAGUGAACAAGAUGCUUGCUACUAACAGAAAAAAGUGCGCCUGUGUGCGUAUGUAUUAUAUCGCUCUGCUGAGUAUUGAAGGUUUGUCAUAAAAACAUUUUGAAUAUAACUUUAAAGUAGAAGAAUGUUUCAGGCAGAUUUAUAUUUAAUUAUGAACAGGAUUAUUAAAAGCUGAGCACUGAAGGAGCUUUAUUUUAUAUUAAACGUGUAUGACUGAUAAUAUAGAAGAAAAUUUUAUCAAGCUAGGAAGACUCUAGAUUUAACUUGAUUAUCAGAGAUGCUAUUUUGCUGGUGUAGAUAAGGUACUUCCACUUAAAUAAUGGAGCUGCCAUAACAGUGGAGAAAAAAAAUCAUUGCAACAUAUUGAUAUGGAGAUGCAGAAAACAAUUAUUUUUCAUCCAAAUAUGUUAAGUUAAAUGACUUUGCUUUCCAGAACUAUAUAGUAUUAUCAUCAUUGUAUUCCAGCACGUCUUCCACAAUUAACUUUUUAAAAUCUUAAUAUAAUCUAGAAUGGUGAUGAG
Molecule: messenger RNA, 10138 nt
Organism: Anas platyrhynchos (mallard)
Lineage: Eukaryota; Metazoa; Chordata; Aves; Anseriformes; Anatidae
Gene: GPER1
Product: G protein-coupled estrogen receptor 1
Biological process (GO): G protein-coupled receptor signaling pathway; nuclear receptor-mediated steroid hormone signaling pathway; cellular response to estradiol stimulus
Cellular component (GO): Golgi apparatus; membrane
Molecular function (GO): G protein-coupled receptor activity; nuclear estrogen receptor activity
Source: RefSeq, a predicted model, not a curated record